UCUUCAUCGCUUGUGGUAGUGCUAUUGAUCGUCUCUUCGAUUUUUUUGAAUCCGAUGGCGCCGAAGGCCGAGAAGAAGCCGGCGGAGAAGAAGCCCACGGCUGAGAAGCCGGCUGAGGAGAAGGAGAAGAAGGCCGAGAAAGCCCCCGCCGAGAAGAAGCCCAAGGCCGAGAAGCGCCUUCCGUCCAAGGAUGCCGCCUCCGGCGACAAGAAGAAGAAGAAGAAAGCCAAGAAGGGAUCCGAGACCUAUAAGAUUUACAUCUUCAAGGUUCUGAAGCAGGUCCACCCCGACAUCGGAAUCUCGAGCAAGGCGAUGUCCAUCAUGAACUCCUUUAUCAACGACAUCUUCGAGAAGCUCGCGCAGGAGGCUUCCCGUCUGGCCCGCUACAACAAGAAACCUACCAUCACUUCCCGCGAGAUCCAGACCUCUGUGCGCUUAGUUCUCCCCGGUGAGCUCGCCAAGCAUGCUGUUUCCGAAGGUACCAAGGCGGUUACGAAGUUCACCAGCUCUUAAAAGUUGUUUAUGGAUCUGUAUCAAAUGGUAUCUCCGAUCCGACUCUGAUUUAGGGAAAUGAACUCUUUGUAUUUCUGUUGCUCUAUAUCGAUUAGCCAAAUAUCAUUUUGAUGUUGGAAUGGAUAGUUUAUGGCUGUAAUAUAGUGAUUUCCAACUGGAUCGAGGCUUCUUUUCUCUCGAA
Molecule: messenger RNA, 694 nt
Organism: Zingiber officinale
Lineage: Eukaryota; Viridiplantae; Streptophyta; Magnoliopsida; Zingiberales; Zingiberaceae
Product: histone H2B.11-like
Exons: 1
Coding region: 55-513 (152 amino acids)
Biological process (GO): nucleosome assembly
Cellular component (GO): nucleosome
Molecular function (GO): structural constituent of chromatin; protein heterodimerization activity; DNA binding
Source: RefSeq, a predicted model, not a curated record